GCCUUGGCGGCGGUCCCUCGCCGCACACCCCUUCUCCCGCCGGAGCCCGGCCGCCCCCCGGCCUCGGGGAGCUGUUACCUCCGGCCUCGCCGCAUCUCCGCGUCCCGCCGGCCCCCUUCGCCGCGGCGGGUCCCAUCGCGGGUCCUCGGGCCGAGCACGGGCGGUCCCCGGGGUCUGACCGUUUUUAUCUGCGAGGGGCGUCCGCCGUCUUCUUGACGAGCAGUCCUCUGCCCCGGAGCGGCUGCAGGCUCAAAGCUACCCGGACCCUUCGGAAGAAGUGUCCCCCUGCAGUACUAAAAGUUGUAACUUUUGCAAGACUUGUGACACGAACUAGGACAACCAGCAUUUUGAAGAGCCAUCAUAAAUACGGCUGGCUGUAUCUCUGAACGUUGGCGGAUUUACUGGAGACUCUUCCCAAAGCCUGCUUGAAUCAGAACCUGUAAACUUUCCAAAAGCUUCAUAAUGGCAUUCUUAGUAUCCAAAGGAGAUUAUAUUAGAUAUUUCAAACGAUCUUUAUUGCUGGUUUUAGUAUGUGUAAUAGUUCUUGUGUGCACUGAUCAGGACUACUAUAGUUUACUUGGAGUAUCCAAAGAAGCAAGUAGUAGAGAAAUACGACAAGCAUUCAAAAAACUAGCAUUAAAGUUACACCCUGAUAAAAAUCAGAAUGAUCCAAAUGCACAUGAAAAUUUUUUGAAAAUAAAUAGAGCAUAUGAAGUACUUAAAGAUGAAGAUCUACGGAAGAAGUAUGAUAAAUACGGAGAGAAAGGUCUUGAAGAUCAGCAGCAAGGGGGUCGUUAUGAAAGCUGGCACUUUUAUCGCUAUGAUUUUGGUAUUUAUGAUGAUGAUCUUGAAAUUAUAACAUUGGAUAGAGGAGAAUUUGAUGCUGCUGUUAACUCAGGAGAACUGUGGUUUGUGAAUUUUUAUUCUCCUCGAUGCUCCCACUGCCAUGAGUUAGCGCCUACGUGGAGAGAGUUUGCUAAGGAGAUGGAUGGAGUAAUACGCAUUGGAGCUGUCAACUGUGGAGAUAAUAGAAUGCUUUGUCGAAUUAAAGGGAUUAACAGUUAUCCCAGUCUGUAUGUUUUCAAAACUGGAAUGCAACCAGUGAAAUAUUAUGGAGACAGGUCAAAAGAGAGCUUAAAGAACUUUGCCAUGCAAUAUGUUACAAGCACAGUCACUGAGUUAUGGGCAGGAAACUUUGUUAAUGCCAUUGAAACUUCAUUUGCUUCUGGCGUUGGUUGGCUGAUCACCUUCUGUGCUGAACGUGGGGAUUGCUUGAGUUACCAAACACGCCUUAAGCUAGCUGGCAUGUUGGAAGGUCUUGUUAAUGUAGGCUGGAUGGACUGUGGCACCCAGGGUGAGCUUUGUGAUAAUUUAGAUAUCUCAUCUAGUACAACAGCAUACUUUCCACCUGGAGCCACCAUAAAUAACAAAGAGAAAGGAGGUGUUUUGUUUAUCAACUCCUUGGAUGCCAGAGAAAUAUAUCAGGAAGUAAUGCAGCAUCUGCCAGACUUUGAAAUUAUCUCUGCAGCAUCAUUAGAGGACCGUCUGGCUCAUCACCGAUGGCUGCUUUUCUUCCAGUUUGGGGAGAGUGAUAAAGCAAAUGUACAGGAAUUUAAGAAACUUAAAUUUUUACUUAAAGAUGAACAUAUUCAGGUUGGCAAGUUUGACUGUCUUUCCUCUCCAACCAUCUGCAACAAACUAUAUGUCUAUCAGCCUUGUUUAGCAGUCUUCAAGGGAAAAGGAACUGGAGAUUAUGAAAUCCAUCAUGGAAAGAAGAUCUUAUAUGACAUUGUUGGAUUUGCCAAAGAAAGUGUUAACUCUCAUGUUAUCACACUGGGACCUCAGAAUUUUCCUGACAAAGAGAAGGAACCAUGGCUUGUGGAUUUCUUUGCACCGUGGUGUCCUCCUUGUAGAGCUUUGUUACCAGAGCUGAGAAAAGCAUCAAAACAUCUUUAUGGUCAGCUUAAAUUUGGAACACUAGACUGUACUGUCCAUGAAGGGCUUUGCAACAUGCAUAACAUUCGAGCUUAUCCAACAACAGUUGUGUUCAAUCAGUCUGAUAUUCAUGAAUAUGAAGGACAUCACUCUGCUGAGCAGAUCUUGGAGUUUAUAGAGGAUCUUAGGAACCCAUCGGUGGUCUCCCUAACACCAGAGACAUUUGUUGAAUUAGUUCAGAGAAGAAAACGAGAGGAGAUCUGGAUGGUUGACUUCUACGCUCCGUGGUGUGGACCUUGUCAGGCUUUAAUGCCAGAAUGGAAAAAAAUGGCCAGGAUGUUGAAUGGAUUAAUCAGUGUAGGCAGUGUGGAUUGUCAAAAAUAUUAUUCUUUCUGUCACCAAGAAAGUGUUCGGGGAUAUCCUGAAAUAAGACUCUUUCCUCAAAAAUCAAACACAGUUCAUCAAUAUUAUAGCUACAAUGGGUGGCACAGAGAUUCACAUUCACUGAGAGGCUGGGCGUUGGGAUAUUUACCACAAGUGUCUGUAGACCUGACUCCUCAGAGUUUCACAGAAAAAGUUCUGAAUGGAAAAGAUCACUGGGUCAUUGAUUUUUAUGCUCCUUGGUGUGGACCUUGCCAAAAUUUUGCUCCUGAAUUUGAGAUCCUUGCAAGGACGGUUAAAGGAAAAGUAAAAGCUGGAAAAGUAGACUGUCAGGCAUAUGCUCAGACCUGUCAAACUGCUGAUAUCAGAGCCUACCCUACUGUUAAGUUUUACCCCUACCAAGGAACAAAGAAAAGUGUUCUUGGGGAAUAUAUAGACAGCAGAGACGCAAAAGGUAUUGCUGACCUCUUGAAUGAAAAAUUAGAAGCAAUUCAAAAUAAAGGAAAAAGAAAAAAAUCUAGAAAUAAGGAUGAACUCUAAGUGGUACUGGAGGUAGUUACAAUUCAAAAUAUUCUGAAGCUGUGAAUAUAGAAGACACCAUGAGGAAAAUAUAAGGCUGAUUACAUUCAUGGCAGGACAAAAGAGAUGAAAGCUAGUUUGAGUUCACGGGCAUAUGUGACACUGAAUCCUGUUAAACUGCGGGGAGAUGAAAGCAUUUUGGUUUUGGUGGAGGCAUUCAAUGUUUCUGCAAGUGAAUUCUUCGUGCCCCUCUUCUGAUAUACCAACUACUUUCUUCCUAGUCAAACAUCGGAGUUGACCAGAAACGUGGACUGUAUCACUUUUGCCUACCCAUUUACUAGUUCCUUAUAUUUUUCUGUCUCCUUUCAAACACAUUUUGAAUGUGGCACUCAGCCUAUGGCUGAAUAUGCACUCAAACCACUCUGCAAUGCAGAAACACAAUGAGGGAUUGUCUAUUUCAAAGACAGACAGUUUUACCUGAUGAUUAUUCUGCUUUGGGGUCACAUUAUUGUCUAGUCAAUUGUUAAGAAAUAAAAUCAAGAACUGGUAGCAGGAUAGCUUUAUUGAAUUACAUUGCUCCUGCCCUUGAGUGGAUUACUUACUAUAUUGUGGCACUGGUGGUGGUGCCUGGAUGAACAGAACUUUGAAGAGCUUCUUUAGUUGUGUGGUUUGGGUUUGUGUUUUUUUCUUUUUUAAAUAAGAAAAAAAAAAUCAAGGACUUCAAACUCAGUGUUUCAUUGACUUUCAAAAUUUAAGUUAUGCCAUAGAAGCAUCUGCUUAAGUUAUUAGGUCGUAACUUUAUUAUUGUCUUUUUAAAUAUGAAUGUAUUCUGUGGACAUGUUUAACCUCUUUUGGUAUUACCACUUUUUUCCUUUCUUUACAGACAUGUUGGGGGGGGUUGUUUGUUUUUUAUAUAAUCUUUAGGCAAGCAGGAUAGCAAGUGCCUUUUUUAAUUUAAUAAUGAACACUGUACAUUGCAAUGUCUCCUCAUACAUCUUAAUAGAAUUUCCACUCUUUAGGGUAAUAUUUUUCAUAGCUUCUCAAUAGACAAAAAAAAUUACAGAAGACAACAAAAUGUCUGCUGCAUUUAAGAGUUCAACAUUGAAAUGUUUCAUGUUUUCAAUAAAAUGCUGCUGAGAACUUGUCA
Gymnogyps californianus (California condor) is the source of this 3982-nucleotide messenger RNA. It is a transcript of the gene DNAJC10, whose product is annotated as DnaJ heat shock protein family (Hsp40) member C10. The transcript has 23 exons. Gene Ontology annotation, biological process: protein folding in endoplasmic reticulum. Gene Ontology annotation, molecular function: disulfide oxidoreductase activity. The record is from RefSeq and is a predicted model, not a curated record. Lineage: Eukaryota; Metazoa; Chordata; Aves; Accipitriformes; Cathartidae. Gene Ontology annotation, cellular component: endoplasmic reticulum. The coding region runs from base 463 to 2856 and encodes 797 amino acids.